AUGCCUCCUACAAUACAAAAUUUCGUUCCACAGCUGAAAUCUGUAGCUUUGAUCCCGAUACUUCUGCUUGCAUCUUUCAUCGCUUGGAUCAUCUAUGCUAGGUACUUCCAUCCACUAGCCAGAUACCCGGGACCCUUUUUUGCCUCCAUAACUCGUCUUUGGCACAUCAUCGAUGUGGCUCAAGGUAGUUCUGAUAAGACACAACGGAAACUGCACGAUAAAUAUGGGCCGAUUGUUCGGAUAGCCCCAAAUGAAGUCGCUAUAGCGGAUCCAGAAGCCAUUCGAACCAUCUAUUCUGCCCAAUCCGGAUUUACUAAGACCGACUUCUACCUCCCUUUUCGAGCAGACUGGGCUAGAUACCCAGACGCCUUUACCAAUCUAGAUGAGCGCCAACAUGCCGAGAGACGCAGAAUCGUCAAUUCAGUCUACUCCAUGUCCAACGUCGUGCAGCUCGAAGAAGACAUUGACAAAUGCGUACAGCUCCUCAUAACCAAAUUCACAGACCGCACAAAGAAAGGUUCAGUCAUCGACAUGUCAGAAUGGGUACAAUGGUAUGCAUUCGACGUAAUCGGCAAGUUGUUUUUCAGCAACCCCUUCGGCUUCCUGCAAAAUGCCCAUGACCAUGCCGGCUACAUCCACGCCCUCGACCUCCUCAUCCCCUUCAUUGCAGUCGCCUGUGCUGCACCCACCUACCUGCGCCCCCUCAUCCUCGUUAGUGGCGCCGCCGUCCCACGCGUAUUUAAAGCACUCAAGGCUCUCAAGCACAUCGAAUCCGCAUCUGGAGCUUGCGUCGUGCAGCGCCAACACCUCAUUGCUGAUGGGAAAGCAGAGGAGUGCGAGGAUAUGCUACAGAGUUUCUUUGAUAUCAUGCGGGAGAAGGGACAUCAGAAGGAUUUCGGGAUUACGGAGGUGAAGAUGGAGGCGUAUGGCGCUUUUAUUGCGGGCUCCGACACCACUGCCGCAGCGAUAACGUCGAUUCUAUAUCACCUCAUGCGCACGCCAUCGGCAUACGCUAAGCUCACGGCUGAAAUCGAUGAGGCGGAGCAAGCUGGGUUGCUCAGCCAGGAUAUCCAGUAUCAUGAGGCGGUUGGGCUGUCGUAUCUCGUGGCGUGCUGUAAGGAAGGGAUGCGAUUGCAUCCUAGCGUUGGUAUGACGUUGCCUCGUCGUGUGCCUCGCGGUGGUUGCGUUAUCGCAGGGCAAUGGUUUCCCGAGGGAACGCGGGUUGGUGUCAACGCGGCGGUUGUACAGCGUGAUCGUGGUGUUUUUGGGCACGAUGCAGAUGAGUUUGUGCCAGAAAGGUGGUUUAGACCUGAUGCGGCAAAGAUGGAAAGGUGUAUGUUUCAGUUUGGUGGUGGUUCGAGAACUUGUAUUGGCAAGAAUAUUUCGCUUUGCGAAAUGUACAAAGUCAUUCCAUCGCUUCUCCGUUCAUUUGACCUGCAGCUCUUAGAACCUGAUCGGGAAUGGGAAACACGGAAUUAUUGGUUUAACAAGCCAAGCAAAGUGUACACGACGAUAAGGUGCAGGGAUUCAAUGUUCUCAGGACCCCCCUGA
Molecule: messenger RNA, 1551 nt
Organism: Bipolaris oryzae ATCC 44560
Lineage: Eukaryota; Fungi; Ascomycota; Dothideomycetes; Pleosporales; Pleosporaceae
Exons: 7
Coding region: 1-1551 (516 amino acids)
Molecular function (GO): heme binding; monooxygenase activity; oxidoreductase activity, acting on paired donors, with incorporation or reduction of molecular oxygen
Source: RefSeq, a predicted model, not a curated record